Branchiostoma belcheri (Belcher's lancelet) is the source of this 1724-nucleotide messenger RNA. Its product is annotated as fibroblast growth factor receptor 4-like. The transcript is spliced from 9 exons. Gene Ontology annotation, molecular function: transmembrane receptor protein tyrosine kinase activity; ATP binding. Gene Ontology annotation, cellular component: signaling receptor complex. The record is from RefSeq and is a predicted model, not a curated record. Lineage: Eukaryota; Metazoa; Chordata; Leptocardii; Amphioxiformes; Branchiostomatidae. Gene Ontology annotation, biological process: multicellular organism development; cell surface receptor protein tyrosine kinase signaling pathway; protein phosphorylation. Bases 198 to 1469 code for a protein of 423 amino acids.
GCUGUGACAACACAACCAGGAUAAAGAACGGCCAGAUCACGGUUAAUAAUGACUACUGCUCUGGGAAUUCCAUCCAGUUCUCUUGUGAUACUGGAUAUGAGCUUGUGGGCAGCUCCUUCGCUUCCUGUCGGGACAAAAAUUGGGACAGGGAGAUUCCGACAUGCCAACGUAUCUGCUGUGACAAUACCACCGACAUCAUGAACGGCCGAGUCAAUGCUACUAACGGUUACUGCUCUGGGAACGACAUCCAGUUCUCUUGUAAUCCUGGGUACGAACUCGUGGGUAGGUCCGAUGCAACCUGCCAAGAGGACGGCAACUGGAACCGAGACAUUCCGACUUGCCAACUACCUACAGAGGAAAGUCGCACGUCCACUGAAGCCAUUAUCGGCGGCACCAGUGCCGGUAUCGCCGCAUUGCUGAUUGUGGCAGCUGUCGUCUUCACGGUGUACUUAAGACGUAGGAGGAAGAAAAGAAAAGAAGAAAACUACCAACAAUCGACUGUUUACUUUGUACCAGAUGAUGUUAUCAUCCAUAGGAGGAGAUUGGAGGAGAUGGUCCCGCCGGUUCCAGCCCGACCACAGUUCCCGAAGUUAGAGACCGACCCCGGCCGGGUGACGCUUGGUGAGAAGAUCGGCAGUGGGGCGUUCGGCAUCGUUUACCGGGCAACCCUGACGCGGGACGACCGUACGGAGGACGUCGUCGUUAAAACUCUGAAAGAAAACGCCAGUGAGGAUGACAAGCUGGGUUUCCUGGAAGAAAUCCGUGCAGUUGUGGACCUGGGGGUUCAUAAGAACCUGCUGGGUUUGCUCGGCUGCUGCACGGUGGUGCGAGACCAUCUGUAUCUCAUCACGGAGUUCAUGCCGUACGGAGACCUGAAGAGCUUUCUGAGAAAAUGUCGGGAGGAAGCGACCUCUGAUGAACCUGGAGACGAUAUCUACACCUUUGAGGUUAUACAGAUGUAUCAGGUGGCCCGGCAGAUCGCUAGAGGCAUGGAUCACAUCGCCCGGUCUCGUUACGUCCACGGAGACCUGGCCGCUCGGAACGUGCUGGUCGGAAAACGCCUGCAUGUGAAGAUUUCUGACUUCGGGCUGGCAGAAGACAUCUACAGCCGAGGGUACCGUCGGCAGGACCGGCUCCAGAGGGUGCCCUGGAAGUGGAUGGCGCCGGAGCGGCUGGAGGAUGGGAAAGCCUACAGCUCACAGAGCGAUGUGUGGUCCUUCGGGAUAGUGCUGUACGAGAUCUGCACGCUAGGGGGCGACCCUUACCCAGGCGUUGCAGUAUCCGAGCUGAAAGACCGCCUACAGGCUGGAUUCAGGAUGGACCAACCUGAAGACUGUCCGCGAGCCAUGUACGAUCUGAUGCAGCAGUGUUGGCGCUGGCAGCCCAUCCAGCGGCCGCUUUUCAGCCAGCUGUAUCUAACACUGGACAAGCACCUCGCCUUCUACGGACCCGAGUACUUACUUAAUUAAUCACCUUUGCUCCCGUUGGAGACCAAGGCACCAUCAAACUUCUUCCAGCCGUUCCAAUCUUGGCCCAGCCAUCCGUUCUCAUGCCAGGUCUUUUGGGUUGUCUUUAUUUCUUCUUCCACAGUCCUUCUCCAUGUGCCUAGAGGAGCUUUCCUUGGGAGUCCAUCUGAGGGGAACGUAUGAAUGGUUGUUCUUGCUCGUACGUAGAAUAUGCCCUAACCAUCUCCAACAACGUUUGGGAUACCUUACAUCUGCUGA